Messenger RNA from Trichomonas vaginalis G3, 417 nucleotides. Its product is annotated as spectrin binding. The coding region runs from base 1 to 417 and encodes 138 amino acids. The record is from RefSeq and is a predicted model, not a curated record. The transcript has a single exon. Lineage: Eukaryota; Parabasalia; Trichomonadida; Trichomonadidae.
AUGCAAAACAUCAGCAAAGCGGGAUGGUGUUCCAAGGAAGGCGGACUUAUUAAGUCUGUCAAGAGGAGAUGGUUCAUCCUCGAUGGCAAUGUUUUACAUUACUAUACCAAAGAUAGAGAAAAAGAAAAAGGUUCUAUUCAAAUUUCAGAAAACACGAAAGUUGGAAACGAUGAGUUCUAUAAAAUUCAGCCAUGCUUCACAAUAUCGAGCGGAAAACAAACUUAUAGGAUUUUCCCAGAUUCUAUGGAUGAUAGAGAUGAUUGGAUAAAAGUUAUCAGAAAACUCUGCGAUACAACAUUUGCUUCCGAGACGGAUGUUUACAUUUCCGCAAGCCAAGAGUUUUAUGAAAGAUUCCCAAUGGCUAGAUCCGCUAUUCGUAGAAUGAGAGCAGCAAGGCGUCACUCUGCCAACAUAUAG